Messenger RNA from Pleuronectes platessa (European plaice), 2514 nucleotides. Its product is annotated as chondroitin sulfate N-acetylgalactosaminyltransferase 1. Gene Ontology annotation, cellular component: Golgi cisterna membrane. Gene Ontology annotation, molecular function: glucuronosyl-N-acetylgalactosaminyl-proteoglycan 4-beta-N-acetylgalactosaminyltransferase activity. The transcript has 11 exons. The record is from RefSeq and is a predicted model, not a curated record. Lineage: Eukaryota; Metazoa; Chordata; Actinopteri; Pleuronectiformes; Pleuronectidae. Bases 624 to 2216 code for a protein of 530 amino acids.
AUGUGCAGAGGAAGCCUGGGUCUGAUGGAGAGAGGAGAGGGAGGUGCUGGGGGAAAAGGUGGGGACUGAGAGGAGAGAGGAUGAGAGAGGGAGAGGAGGUCCUCAGCAGUUGAGUUGACGGCUGUGAAGUCACAUCAACCUUCAGUUUGGAGAAGCCGGAGAGCUGCUUCAUCGUUUCUGGAGAACUUUCCACACACAGCGUUCCUGCCUCCCUGACAGACGCCUGCAGACAUGAAGAUGCUGUUGUGUUGCUCAAAGGAGGGGCAGACAGAGGAGGCAGUUUAGGAUGAUACUCCUUCAGUUGUAACUUUCCCUCAGAUUCACAGCAGCUGCGGCCAAACGAAAAACCUGAGCACCAGUCCAGCAGCAGAGAGACGAGGGCCAGUGCCAUGGACUGGGAGUUUCAACACUCUGGUGAAGAUCUUUACACUACUGCCUGUGGAAGUGACCGAUGAGGACGACAUGAGACAACAAGAGGACGUCCUUUUUAAAAACCAUACGUUUUAAUCUAUAUUGUUUGGAGAUGUGGGCUGCUCAUCUUUUUCUGGGGGCAUCUCCACAUGACAGAAGCACAGCCAUGAUUUUAUAAGUGUGAUUAAAAAUUAUUUAAAAGACAACCCACCAUGUUUAAACGCUGGCUGCUGGCCAUGACCGCCCGCAUUGGCCUCAUCCUGGCGGGCCUAUGCUGCUGUCUGUCCCUGCUCUACCUCCUGGCGUGUAAACCCGCGUCUCGCCGCAGCCAGCAGGCAUUGCCGUGGUCUGGAGGGACCACCAGCAAGGAGGGAUACCUGGCCUUGUUGCAGGAGAGGGAGGACUCGCACAGACAUUACAUCAACAGCCUGACAAAGCAGAUAGCCCAGCUGAAGGAGGCUCUGCAGGAGAGGACGCAGCAGUUGCAGGAGUCCCUGGAUAAGGCCAAGACCAAAGGGAUUCUGCCUCAGGGUCUGGAGAGUCUGCACAAAACCCCGACCCAGUCUGACCUGAAGGAGUUCUUCCGCUCCCAGCUGAACCAGGCGGAGGUCAACUCAGGUGCGAAGCUGUCCAGCGAGUACGCAGUGAUUCCUUUCGACACUUUCACUCUGCACAGGGUGUACCAGCUGGAGACGGGGCUGACCAGGCACCCGGAGGAGAGGCCUGUGAGGAGAGACCGCCGGGACGAGCUGAUCGGCACCGUGGAGACGGCGCUGCACGUCCUGAAUGGACCUCAGCAGCACACGGACAGCAGCAGGAAACACACGUACUCCCCCUCAGACUUCAUAGAGGGGCUGACCCGUCUCGAGCGGGACAGAGGGACCGUCUAUGAGCUGAUGUUUAAAGGCGACGGGCCGCGGGAGUUCACGCAGCUCGUGCUCUUCAGACCGUUCGGCCCCGUGGUGAAGGUGAAGAGCGAGAGCGUGGACACUCGGAACAUCAUCAUCAACAUCAUCGUGCCUCUGUCCAAGAGGCCGGACGCAUUCAGGCAGUUCAUCAACAACUUCAGAGAAGUUUGCAUCAAGCAGGACGGCCGGGUUCAUCUCACUGUCGUCUACUUCGGUCGGGAUCAGAUAGACCAAGUGAAAGCCGUGCUGGACCAGACCUCCAGAGAGACUCGGUUCAGGAGCUUCACGCUCAUCCAGCUGAACGAGGAGUUUUCUCGAGGUCGAGGCUUGGAAGUGGGCGCCAGGGCCUGGAGGCGGAGUCAGAAUGUCCUGCUCUUCUUCUGUGAUGUUGACAUCCACUUCACAGCUGACUUCCUGACGUCCUGUCGUCUCAAGGCAGAGCCUGGUAAGAAAGUGUAUUAUCCAGUUCUCUUCAGUCAGUACAACCCAUCUAUCAUCUACAGCAAUCACACACUUCUACCCUCUAUUCAACAGCAGCUGGUGAUAAGGAAGGAAACAGGAUUCUGGAGAGACUUUGGCUUUGGCAUGACAUGUCAGUACAGGUCUGAUUUCAUCAACAUAGGCGGUUUUGACCGUAGCAUUAAAGGCUGGGGGUUGGAGGACGUGCACCUGUACAGGAAGUACCUGCACAGUAAGCUGAUGGUGAUUCGCUCUCCGUCUCGAGGCCUCUUCCACCUGUGGCACGAGAAGAACUGUGCGGACGAGCUUCCUCCGGACAAAUACAAGAUGUGCAUGCAGACCAAGGCCAUGAGCGAGGCCUCCCACAGCCAGCUGGGGGAGCUCCUCUUCAAAUCAGAGAUAGAGGCUCAUCUGGACUCAAAGAAGCAGCAGAGCUGAGGAGCACAUUGAGGACUGACUCAGAGAUUGUGAUGAUUUACAUGUAUGUUAUUGUUCUGGUUUUCAUGAUAAUUUAUGGGAGCAUGUAUUACAUGUAUUCGUGUCAGACAACAGGAGGAGAUCACAGAUUUAUUCUUAUUAUUUAUAUCAGAGUGAACAAAAUAGGUUCAGUGACUUGACAUUAAAAUAAAGUGGGUUUGAUUUUGUUUUAUUUUAUUUGUAUGAUUAAAAGUAUGGAGAAUGGCAUCUAUUUGGCUCUCUAAUGUUCUUUUAAAAACUGAGGGGUUCAUCCCAUACG